Messenger RNA from Dioscorea cayenensis subsp. rotundata (Guinea yam), 2121 nucleotides. RefSeq lists its product as uncharacterized. The record is from RefSeq and is a predicted model, not a curated record. The transcript has 4 exons. Lineage: Eukaryota; Viridiplantae; Streptophyta; Magnoliopsida; Dioscoreales; Dioscoreaceae. Bases 20 to 379 code for a protein of 119 amino acids.
UCCCAUCUUUAGAGAAACUAUGGCCGUGGAGGAGGAGGGGCUGCGCCCGUGGUGGAGGACGUGGCGUCGGAGAUCCUCCUCUUAUGGGCGCUCAACGACCCCACUGCCCGCCGGCACAACUUCUUCGUCCGCCACGCUGCCCUUGGUCUUCCCAUUGCUUUCGUGUGGCCGCCAUGUCUCCAUUGAUCCAGUCCCCUUCCUCUAUGGAGUGACGGGGGCGGUGAUGUGGGACAGCGGAGUGGUGGUGGGGAAGUUCUUGGAGCACGCUGUUGAUGUUGGGGAGCUGAGUUUGAACGGGAAGAAGGUCGUGAAGCUCGGUUCAAAGUGUGGGUUGGUCAGCUGUGUUGGGUGGGGAUGUGAUUCUCACUCAUCUUCCUGAUUGGUUGAAGCUGUUGAGCAGGAACGUGGUGUCUACUUUGGUGGGAUGAGGUGUUUGAGGAAAUGCCAAUGUGAGUGAGUUUAGUUCACUUGGGAGAAUGGAUAUUUGGAAAGAGGCUUAAAAAGAUAGGGCUUUGGAGAAACUCUAUUUCCUUGAUCCUAGUGAGUAUAAUAUUAUUUCAGAAUACAUGUUGAUUGUCUUGCUUGGAGAAAUUAAGCAAAUAGCAUGGAAGCCUAGUUUUUUUUUUUUUGGGUUUGCAGAUUUCUUAAAAUUAUGUAGGCCUUAUGGCUCUAAGCCUUUGGACUAGUGUAUCAGGUAGAACAGUCUACAGCCAAUGUGGUAGGUUGAACUUUGUUGGUGGUUUUGUAGCAAGGUUGAUCUGUUUCUAUAUUUACUGUUAAAACGAGGCAUACCAAGGUACCACCUGCUUGUCUGAACUUUCUUGAACACUUGGUAUGGUGUAAAUAGAAUGCUACUCAUAACAUUCUUUUUUUUGAACUCUAAGAAAUGUUUGCUGUUGACUGCCACCCUCUGAGGACACAACUUGUUUUAGGUUGAAUAUUUCAAAUUAUGAAAAAUAAAAAUAAAACUUGGAAGGAAAUCAAUACAUUCUCUAGAAUGUUAAGUACAAGAAAUUAGAAAGCAUGAAUUAUUGUUAAGCAAGGAUUAGUUGAGUCAUGUCCUUUCAAGAAGUUAAUGAAUUGUUUUAGUUGGAAAGUGUCAUCAUCUUGUGUACAUAAGGAAUGACUGGAUUCAUGGUUACAAACCAAUAGCAAGCUCAAUCAUCGACCCUAGCGUGCCGCUCCAAGUCACAUCACAUUAAAUUUCAAUGGUAUAUCAAAAGUUAAUCCUAUCUAAGAAAAUUUAAAUUCAAGACAUAAGAAAAGUCAGCAUAAUUAAAUUCAUAUCAACAUCUAUUUAGUUAAUAGAUAGAGUAUUUAAUUAUCUAUGAAGAUUACUUAACAAAGAAGAAAAUAAAAAAGAAAAAUCAAAUGCAUGGCUGCAUACUGUCUACGUGCGACAACACUAGUUUUGAAAAUUGGAGAACCCUUGUCUUAAUGCAAGUAUGAUUUAAGUGCCCUUAGUAGAACAUGGAAGAAUGGGAUCUUUUAAGUCAAGUAGGGCAUUACUUAAGCAGCUCAAUGUCACAGUAUUUGUUGUCUUUGAGCUUUCAAUCCCUAUUGAUGAUUCCUAAGCCAUUAUAGCUCUUGAUAUAGACGACCUUUUUACUAAUCAAACCUCAUUGAUAUUCAAUCAUGUUCACUCUCUUUCUUUCUAUAAAUUAAUCACUAGAAUUAGUUAACUUCAGAUAUUUUUAAUGCAUGCAUGAAAGAUGAUCAUGGAUGGAGAUCAGAAAUGGAGGAAAGUUCAAGUGAAGUUAGAGGACCAUCUUAAAGUGUCAAUGUUUCCACAACGUUUGGAACGCUAUGAUGAAUGCUUGCAAAACUACAUUUCAAGUAUAUCAAUGGAGCCAUUGCCCUUCAGCAAGCCAUUGUGGGACAUUGAUGUUAUAAAUAACCCCUACAAGCAGUGCAGCAGGGACCUUGGUCUUUAGGCUUUACCAUGCUUUCGGUGAUGGUUAUUCUCUUAGGACUGCACUGUUUUCAUGUCUUAAAAUGCUGAUGACACUUCACAUCCUCCCACCUUCCCUUCUUCUAAGCCAAGAAGAGGAUGGAGUUCAUUUUAUGGGUUUGUUCAUUUAUUCUAUGCUUGUAUGAACCCCAUUAGAGACUUCAUAUUGU